AUUCGAAAAACAUUCCGUUCCUGCUCGACAAUAUUUUUUUAAAAAUAUUUUUCUCAGUGUUAUGCACUCUCGGCGGUUGUACAAAUCGAUGGUCGACAAUUCGUAUUAUCACUGCGGCGGAUAAUAAUUUAUUGAGACACUACAUAUCCGAUAAAUGCAUUUGUUUUUCACGAACCCGGUUUCGUAUCUCUUAACCCGUCAAGUUAGUGACCCUUGAAAUGGUGAUAGAGUUUGAGUGCCAAAAAGAAUAAUUUAUGAUCGCCAGUUACUAGGCGCUUAUCACGAACAGUUUUUUUUUUUUCGACUGAACCGGAGACUACGUCGCUCUGUUUGUUAUCGUUCGUACAAGUGAAUUAUUUCUCCGGUUGCAACAUCUCUACAUUCUACAGCAUUGUCGUUAUCAUCGUUUCAAUAUCGUAGUAAGCCAGGCUGGGGCUUAUUAGAAGAACCAAAAACGGUUUCUCUAAUCAGGGCACUGCCGUCUCCGCAGAUGGGAGUGUUCGAGGAGAGGAGCGCUUGCAAACCCGGGAUGCAUUGGCAGCAGCACGAGCAAUACAUCGGUCCGGCGUACGACCCAUCCCGCGACCUCUCGCCGAAUCUCCCGUCGUGCGACUCGUCAAUGGGGGACUUGGAUCCCAACAGCAGCAUCUCCGGCAGCAGUUCAUGCAGCACACCCUCGAACAAUAACCACCAGUCGUCUUCCUGCGGAGCGUCGCAUCCUUGCAACACGGACAUCUGCAGAGCCGGACCGACGGAGCUGUGCAGUAGACCACACUCCUCCUUCGAACACCACAUACCCAAGUUAGAACAACAGAUACCCAAGUUAGAACCUAUUCAACCCCCAAGGACACCGCCGACGCCACCCUCGAACGCAAACGUUGACGAGGUGGCCGUGUGUGCCGGAUGCGGUAUGAAAAUUACUGAUCGUUACUACCUGCAGGCCGUUGACAGGAGGUGGCACGCGACCUGUCUUCAAUGUUGUCAGUGCCGCAACACACUGGAUGGAGAAGUGACCUGUUUUUCGAGAGACGGUAACAUCUACUGUAAGAAGGACUACUAUAGAUUGUUCGGGAUGAAGCGCUGUGCGCGAUGUCAGGCGACAAUCCUGUCGUCGGAGUUGGUGAUGAGGGCGAGGGAGCUGGUUUUCCACGUUCACUGCUUCUCAUGUGCCGUCUGCAAUUCCCCUCUUAUGAAAGGGGACCAAUUCGGGAUGCGCGACGGUGCCGUUCUCUGUCGGCUACAUUUCGAAAUGUCGCUGACGGAACCUCCACCUCCGGGUGGGAUUUACCCGCCGCCUCCGGUCGUGCAUUAUCCUUCGCCGUUUCCUAGUCCGGAGUUUCACCCGCACACGCCCGUUCCGCAAGCACACACGCCUGUCGGCGAACCAGUCGGUAAAGUUCCUUUUUUUAACGGCGCCACCACUGCCCCACGACAAAAGGGCAGGCCCAGGAAGAGAAAACCGAAGGAUUUGGAAUCAAUGACAGCUAGUCUCGAUCUAAAUUCCGAUUACCUGGAUAUGUCCUUCGGAAGAUCCCCGGGAACGCCGGGCAUGCCCGGCUCUAACCAAAGGACGAAACGAAUGAGGACUUCGUUCAAGCAUCAUCAGCUCAGGACGAUGAAGUCCUACUUCGCAAUCAAUCAUAAUCCCGAUGCAAAGGAUUUAAAGCAACUUUCACAAAAGACUGGUCUUCCAAAAAGGGUGUUACAGGUAUGGUUCCAGAAUGCCCGAGCCAAGUGGCGUAGAAUGAUGUUAAAACAAGAGGGUAAAUCUGGAGAGAAGUCAGGUUCAGAAGGCAUGAGUGAUAUGGACAUAUAUGGUACAGGUCCGAUGUCGGGAAGCCUGCAAUCCUUACCGCCCCCUAGCCCUUCAUUUAUGAUUCCAUCAGGAAGCCCUUCAUCACUAGAUUGCCCGUGACUUUAGUGAUUUGAAAUGUCGAAGUGCGUGAACAAUCUGAUCGAGAAUAAACGUUAAAGUGAAGUUGUAAAUUUUAGUUAUUUAGCGAUUAAUUUAUUUUUACGUACAGAGAACUCGUACUUGUCGAAUAAGUUUCACUUGUAAAUAGGCGUACGUUUGGUACUAAGAUUGGUAUAAGUAAGUACUAUGUGUCGCUACUCUAAAUUAUUUUAUUCUAUAGAAAUGACUGAAUUUUUCAUCAGAAUUAUUUCGUCAUGUGAUUUUUGUGAAUCAUCAACUUGGUUGCAACAGAAAGUUUGCGCUUUUUAGUUCUGUGCAUAUACUUACAUACAUCCAAAAAUAAUUGACAUCAUGUAAGUUAAAGUUCUAAUUAGUAACAAAUAUUUUAAACAUGCAACAUUAACAUUGAAGAACUACUGAAUCUCCUAAUACACAUUGUUUUGUAAAGGUGUUACUUGAAAAAAGAAUAAAAUAAAGUAUAAUGAAAUUCAGUUUACUGAUAGAAUUAAUAAUUCUAAGAAACAAAGAAUUUCUCAAAAAAAAAAAAA
Messenger RNA from Agrilus planipennis (emerald ash borer), 2463 nucleotides. Its product is annotated as protein apterous-like. Gene Ontology annotation, cellular component: nucleus. Gene Ontology annotation, biological process: regulation of transcription by RNA polymerase II; neuron differentiation. NCBI's taxonomy places the organism in Eukaryota, Metazoa, Arthropoda, Insecta, Coleoptera, Buprestidae. The transcript has 5 exons. Gene Ontology annotation, molecular function: DNA-binding transcription factor activity, RNA polymerase II-specific; RNA polymerase II transcription regulatory region sequence-specific DNA binding. The coding region runs from base 491 to 1915 and encodes 474 amino acids. The record is from RefSeq and is a predicted model, not a curated record.